CCCUUUUUUUUUUUCUUUUCAUUUCCUUUUUUUUUAUAUAUAUAUAUAUUUAAUAGAAGAUGAUGUACGUUAUUAAAAGAGACGGCCGUCAAGAAACUGUUGCCUUUGACAAGAUUACAGCUAGAAUCAACAAGCUCUGUUAUGGUUUGGAUACCAACUUUGUUGACCCUGUCACUGUGACCCAAAAGGUCAUUUCUGGUGUUUAUCAAGGUAUUACGACGGUGAUGCUGGAUACCUUGGCCGCAGAGACUGCUGCCUAUAUGACCAUUAGUCAUCCCGACUAUGCUAUCUUGGCUGCUCGUAUUGCCGUCUCCAACUUACACAAGGAAACACACAAGUCAUUCUCCAAGGUCGUUGACGAUUUAUAUACCUAUAUCAAUCCCAAGAAUAACACUCAUUCACCCAUGAUUUCGGACACCGUUUACAAGGUUAUCCAAGACAACGCUGAACGUUUAAACUCGGCCAUCAUCUAUGAUCGUGAUUUCAACUUCAAUUUCUUUGGUUUCAGAACACUCGAAAGAUCCUACUUGCUUCGUAUCAAUGGUAAAGUCGCUGAAAGACCUCAACACUUGAUUAUGCGUGUUGCCAUUGGUAUUCAUCAAGAUGAUAUCGAGGCCGCUAUCGAGACUUACCAUCUCAUGUCUCAAAAGUACUUUUUACAUGCUAGUCCUACCCUCUUUAACGCUGGUACUCCUCGUCCUCAAUUAUCCUCUUGUUUCCUCUUGACCCCCAAGGCUGAUUCUGUCGAAGGUAUCUUUGAAACUCUCAAGCUCUGCUCCAAGAUCUCCAAGAGUGCAGGUGGUAUUGGUUUGAACGUGCAUGAUAUCCGUGCCUCAAACUCUUAUAUUGCUGGCUCUGGUGGUGAAUCCCACGGUCUUUUACCCAUGCUCAAGGUCUUCAACAGUACUGCACGUUAUGUCGAUCAAGGUGGUAACAAGCGUCCUGGUGCCUUUGCCAUCUACCUCGAACCUUGGCACGCCGAUGUCUUUACCUUUUUGGACUUGCGUAAGAAUUUUGGUCGUGAUGAGAUUCGUGCUAGAGAUAUGUUCUAUGCACUUUGGAUCCCUGAUCUCUUUAUGCAACGUGUUGAAGAAAACGGUACCUGGUCUCUCUUCUGUCCCAACGAAGCUCCUGGACUCUCUGAUGUCUGGGGUGACGAAUUCGUUGCUCUUUACACCAAGUAUGAACAACAAGGUCUUGCUCGUGAAACCAUGCCUGCCCAAAAGCUCUGGUAUGCCAUCAUGGAAACUCAAACUGAGACGGGUAACCCUUACUUGCUCUACAAGGAUGCUUGUAACCGUAAGAGUAACCAACAAAACUUGGGUACCAUCAAGUGUAGUAACUUGUGUACCGAAAUUGUUGAAUAUUCCAGCCCUGAUGAAGUGGCUGUUUGUAACUUGGGUUCGCUUGCUUUACCUUCCUAUGUUAAGGACGGUGUCUAUGAUUUCCAAAAGUUGCAUGAUGUCGCCAAGGUCUUGACCAAGAAUUUAAACAAGGUCAUCGACAUGAAUUACUAUCCCGUUGAAGAAGCUCGUAACUCCAACAUGCGUCAUCGUCCUAUUGGUUUAGGUGUCCAAGGUUUAGCCGAUGCCUUCAUCUUGAUGCGUUAUCCCUUUGAAUCCAAGGAAGCCAAACAAUUGAAUUUAGAGAUUUUCGAAACCAUUUACCAUGCUGCUUUAGAAGCUUCUUGUGAACUUGCACAAAAGUACGGUACUUAUCAAACCUAUGAAGGCUCUCCUGUCUCCAAGGGUAUCUUGCAAUACGACAUGUGGAAUGUCACACCUACCGAUAAAUGGGAUUGGGAUACCCUUAAGGCUAACAUUGCCAAGCACGGUGUUCGUAACUCCCUUCUUUUGGCUCCUAUGCCUACCGCCUCCACCUCUCAAAUCUUGGGCUUCAACGAAUGUUUCGAGCCUUACACAUCCAACAUUUACAUGCGUCGUGUCUUAUCUGGUGAGUUCCAGAUUGUCAACCAAUGGCUUAUGAAGGAUCUUGUCGAAAUGGGUAUCUGGAACGAUAAGGUCAAGAACAAGAUUAUGAACGAUGAUGGAUCUGUUCAAGGAGUAGCUGAAAUUCCUCAACACCUCAAGGAUCUUUACAAGACAGUCUGGGAGAUCUCUCAACGUACGAUUAUUGAUUUGGCAGCUGAUCGUGGUGCCUUUAUCGAUCAAAGUCAAUCGAUGAAUUUGUUUAUUGGUAAGCCCAAUUUGGGUAGAUUGACCUCUAUGCAUUUCUACGCUUGGAAGAAGGGAUUGAAGACCGGUCAAUAUUACUUGCGUAUUCGUCCUGCUGUGGAUGCUAUCAAAUUCACAGUCGAUCAAAACGCCAUUGAUAGUUACGAUGCUGAAAAUGAGGUCCAAAAGGUCGCAGUUGAAAAGGUUGAAGAAGGUGAUUUGCAAAGUAGAAUGCCUGUUGUUUGUGAUGAAGAUGUCUGUGUCAGCUGUAGCGCUUAAAAAAAAGAAUUUACUUUUGACACCUUUUCCCCAACACACACACACUUUCCUCAAAAAAAACCCCCAUUUUUCAUCUCACUAAAAUACACACACACAAACACAUCCCCCCCCCCCCCAUCUCUUGUAAUAUAGUAUAAACAUUUUAAUAUUUGCUCUUAAAU
Mucor mucedo is the source of this 2614-nucleotide messenger RNA. RefSeq names its product ribonucleoside-diphosphate reductase large chain. Bases 60 to 2453 code for a protein of 797 amino acids. Gene Ontology annotation, cellular component: ribonucleoside-diphosphate reductase complex. NCBI's taxonomy places the organism in Eukaryota, Fungi, Mucoromycota, Mucoromycetes, Mucorales, Mucoraceae. The record is from RefSeq and is a predicted model, not a curated record. The transcript is spliced from 3 exons. Gene Ontology annotation, molecular function: ATP binding; ribonucleoside-diphosphate reductase activity, thioredoxin disulfide as acceptor. Gene Ontology annotation, biological process: deoxyribonucleotide biosynthetic process; DNA replication.